AUGAAAUUUCCAAUCGAGACGCCAAGAAAACAGGUGAACUGGGAUCCUAAAGUGGCCGUUCCCGCAGCAGCACCCGUGUGCCAGCCCAAGAGCGCCACUAACGGGCAACCCCCGGCUCCCGCUCCGACUCCGACUCCAACUCCGCGCCUGUCCAUUUCCUCCCGAGCCACAGUGGUAGCCAGGAUGGAAGGCACCUCCCAGGGGGGCCUGCAGACCGUCAUGAAGUGGAAGACGGUGGUUGCCAUCUUUGUGGUUGUGGUGGUCUACCUCGUCACCGGCGGUCUCGUCUUCCGGGCAUUGGAGCAGCCCUUUGAGAGCAGCCAGAAGAAUACCAUUGCCUUGGAGAAGGCGGAAUUCCUGCGGGAUCACGUCUGUGUGAGCCCCCAGGAGCUGGAGACGUUGAUCCAGCAUGCCCUUGAUGCUGACAAUGCAGGAGUCAGUCCAAUAGGAAACUCUUCCAACAACAGCAGCCACUGGGACCUCGGCAGCGCCUUUUUCUUUGCUGGAACUGUCAUCACCACCAUAGGGUAUGGGAAUAUUGCUCCGAGCACGGAAGGAGGAAAAAUCUUUUGUAUUUUAUAUGCCAUCUUUGGAAUUCCACUCUUUGGCUUCUUAUUGGCUGGAAUUGGAGACCAACUUGGAACCAUCUUUGGGAAAAGCAUUGCAAGAGUGGAGAAGGUCUUUCGAAAAAAGCAAGUGAGUCAGACCAAGAUCCGGGUCAUCUCAACCAUCCUGUUCAUCUUGGCUGGCUGCAUUGUGUUUGUGACGAUCCCUGCUGUCAUCUUUAAGUACAUCGAGGGUUGGACCGCCUUGGAGUCCAUUUACUUUGUGGUGGUCACUCUAACCACGGUGGGCUUUGGUGAUUUUGUGGCAGGGGGAAACGCUGGCAUCAAUUACCGGGAGUGGUAUAAGCCCCUAGUGUGGUUUGGGAUCCUGGUUGGCCUUGCCUACUUUGCAGCUGUCCUCAGUAUGAUUGGAGACUGGCUACGGGUUCUGUCCAAAAAGACAAAAGAAGAGGUGGGUGAAAUCAAGGCCCAUGCCGCGGAGUGGAAGGCCAACGUCACGGCCAGUUCCAGGGAGACAAGGCGAAGGCACAGCGUGAGAUCCACCGAUAAGCUGCAGCGGGCGGCCACGAUCCGCAGUAUGGAGCGCCGGCGGCUGGGCCUGGACCAGCGGGCCCACUCGCUGGACAUGCUCCCAGAGAAGCGCUCUGUCUUCGCCGCCCUGGACACGGGCCGCUUCAAGGCCUCUUCCCAGGAGAGCAUCAACAACCGGCCUAACAACCUUCGCCUAAAGGGGCCGGAGCGCUGAACAAGUCACGGGCAGGGCGCGUCCGAGGACAACAUCAUCAACAAGUUCGGGUCCACCUCCCGACUCCCAAAGAGGAAAAACAAGGACCUCAAAAAGACCUUGCCCGAGGACGUUCAGAAAAUCUACAAGACCUUCCGGAAUUACUCCCUGGAUGAGGAGAGAAGGAGGAGGAGACGAAAGAUGUGUAACUCAGACAACUCCAGCACAGCCAUGCUCACGGACUGUAUCCAGCAGCACGCUGAGAUGGAGAACGGGAUGAUACCCACGGACACCAAAGAGCGGGAGCUGGAGAACAACUCAUUACUUGAAGACAGAAACUAA
Molecule: messenger RNA, 1632 nt
Organism: Saimiri boliviensis boliviensis (Bolivian squirrel monkey)
Lineage: Eukaryota; Metazoa; Chordata; Mammalia; Primates; Cebidae
Gene: KCNK10
Product: potassium two pore domain channel subfamily K member 10
Biological process (GO): potassium ion transmembrane transport; stabilization of membrane potential
Cellular component (GO): plasma membrane
Molecular function (GO): outward rectifier potassium channel activity; potassium ion leak channel activity
Source: RefSeq, a predicted model, not a curated record